AUGGAAUUACAAGAUGGAGCUAUAUUCUCGACUUGUAACACAAUGAUAUACAAUCACACAUUUUGGUAUGCUUCUUAUCGAUAUUCAUUGUUAAAUAUUCGUAAUCAUAUGCUUCUGCUAUGA
This is a messenger RNA of Blastocystis hominis, 123 nucleotides long. RefSeq lists its product as hypothetical. The record is from RefSeq and is a predicted model, not a curated record. The coding region runs from base 1 to 123 and encodes 40 amino acids. Lineage: Eukaryota; Bigyra; Opalinata; Blastocystidae. The transcript has a single exon.